Messenger RNA from Aricia agestis (brown argus), 3352 nucleotides. RefSeq lists its product as uncharacterized. Gene Ontology annotation, molecular function: transmembrane transporter activity. Bases 177 to 3287 code for a protein of 1036 amino acids. The transcript has 20 exons. The record is from RefSeq and is a predicted model, not a curated record. Gene Ontology annotation, biological process: transmembrane transport; monoatomic anion transport. Gene Ontology annotation, cellular component: plasma membrane. NCBI's taxonomy places the organism in Eukaryota, Metazoa, Arthropoda, Insecta, Lepidoptera, Lycaenidae.
AUUCCAAGUAAACUUCAGUCAGUGGUGUGAUUGCCGAAGCAGGCGGUAGCUACCACAAGCGACAAGCGACUGCGCUCGCGUCUGUCAAAUUCUGCCGCGCUAAUUUAAAAAUAUGCUGAGUGUCUGAGUGAAAACAAGCAGUUUAUAUUAUUGUGAUUGAAAAAAAAAAGUUAAAAAUGGCUGUGAUUAAACUUCCUUUGUUCGACAUUGUGCCUGUGCGGUUCAACCUGUGGAUCAUGAUAUUCACCGCCUGCUGGGUGUCCUACAUGAUCAGGGUGAACAUGAGCCUCAACCUCAUAGCCAUGGUUCCGCAGACUCCUCAGAAUAUGACGUUGAAAUCUCAGUGCAGCAGUAACGUCGAAGCGCUACGGCAAGGGAAUGAAACGCUACCAGAUGUUAGCAUCGUUCCCAUUAACGAAACUACGGAAGAGGUGUCAUAUGGAACCGUAUUCAAUUGGACAAAAGAUCAGCAGGCGACCAUACUCGGUGCAUACUUUUGGAGCUACCCUGUGACGUCACUAAUCGGGGGAACAGUGGCUGAGAGAUGGGGUCCCAGAUAUGUGGUGUUCUGGUGCUCCGUAUUGGGAGCAUUGUUGACAGUCCUGAGUCCAGCUGCUGCAAGUCUAGGCUAUAUAGCCCUUGUUCUGAAUAGAUUCGUUUUAGGAAUCACUGGGGGCUUCAUAUACCCAGCUCUUCACGUGUUGGUGGCGCGAUGGGCACCACCAGCUGAAAAGGGAAAGUUUACCAGCGCCCUGAUGGGUGGAGUAUUGGGAACCGUGGUCACCUGGUCGGUAACUGGGCCCCUGAUGGAGAAUUAUGGAUGGUCCUGCGCGUUCUACGUACCAGGUGCACUCUGCCUGGUAUGGUGCGCAUUAUGGUGGUACCUGGUUGCUGAUAGACCCACAGAGCAUCCACGCAUUGCGGAAUCCGAAAGGAAAUACAUUAUGGAAGCUUUGGGUGACAAAAUUCAGAAAACUAAGGUUGCUCCACCGUUCAAGAAAAUAUUCAUGUCUUUCCCAUUUUUGGCCAUGACGGUUCUGCACUUCGGAAACCUUUGGGGUCUUUACUUUAUAAUGACGGUUGGACCGCAAUUCGUAUCCAAAGUACUCGGCUUCCAACUAUCUUCGGCUGGAUUCAUAUCGGCUCUGCCAUAUCUCGCGAGAUUGAUAUGUGCAGCAAUAUUUGGCGCUAUCGGAGACUGUAUAUUGUCCAGAAAAAUGAUGUCGACUACAGCGAUCAGGAAAUUCUUCUGCCUGUUCUCGCACAUUCUACCCGGAGUUCUCCUCAUAUUGCUCAUGUACACGGGUUGCUCCACGGCACUGUCCGUUGCCAUGAUAACGAUGUCCAUGGGCUUCAACGGAGCAGCGACGUUGACGAAUCUCCAGAACCACCAAGAUCUCGCGCCGAAUUUCGCUGGUACUCUGUACGGAAUCGCCAAUUUCGUGGGCAGCACUUCAGGAUUCUUUUCACCAAUGAUUACAGCUUAUUUCACAAGAACCGGGGACACAUUCACCCAAUGGCGGCCAGUGUUUUACAUUGGUGCUUCUGUGUACAUCGUGUCAGCGGUGUUCUUCAUGAUGUUCGGCACAGGACAGACUCAGUCCUGGAACUUCGUAGAAACUGACGACGAAGAGAAAAACGGCAAAGGUAAAGAUAUGACUGAAGUGACGAAUGGAGUUAACAAGAAUGACAAACCUGUAGAAAAUAUUACCACUACAAGCACUUGGAUGAAAAUAAGAAUUCGCGCCAUUGUGGGAAUAAUGAUAUUUUUCGGUUACUUCCUCAUAUACGUCACUAGGUACAACAUAGCAGUGCAUAUUGUUGACAUGGUCGAUGGGCCGUGGAAGCACAAACGAAAUAGGAGUGAGAGUGUGAGAAAGGGGCAUCGGGCAGAAAGCUUACGAAUAAGAAAGAAAACAGGGUCUGUCAUAGACAUAAUGUACUGGAGUGAGAGCAAAAUAAGUUUGUUACUGGCAGCCUACCAUUUGGGAUACUGUACUUGCUUUCCUAUUUUCCAUAACUAUGGGGACAGGUACGGGCCGACGCGCGUAGUGGGAGUUAGUGGUUUCGUGUCUGGUCUCCUGAACUGCCUCACUCCAGCAUCAGCCUACUACAGCUACUGGGUGUUGUUCCUGUUUCGCGUUAUUAUUGGAUUUUGCGCGGGCGCAAUGCAACCAAGUAUGGUUCAAGUUCUAAGGCACUGGGUCCCUCCUACUGAAAGACAUCAUUUCAUGUGGGCUUACUGUGGGUACACCUUAGGAACAUGCUGCACCUUCUUACUGUGCGCCGCAGUCCAGUAUUACUCAACGUGGUGUGUGGGCUUCUACCUGAGUGGGGCAGCCCAAGUUACCUGGUCUAUAAUCUGGUUGCUGGUGGUCACCGACUCUCCCAACAAACACUCCUUCAUAUCUGACGAUGAACGAAUCUAUUUGAGUAAUACAAUCAGUAAUGUUUUUGCUAUAAAGCUUACCAAUUCACAAGCGCCUUGGAAGCUAAUACUGAAGUCAGUGUCAUUCUGGGCAGUAUGUAUUCUCAGUUUUGGGUACAGCUGGAUCCUUGUAUCGCUGUGUCUACACGGACCGCUCUACUAUAGCAUAGUACUGCGAUAUAGUAUAUACGAAGCGUCUGCAUUGACUGCUCUGCCGUUUCUAAUCCGAUUGGUUCUGGGUACUUCAGCUAUACAGACCUACCAUUGGUACAAGAAUAAAUAUGGCAUGCACGAGACGAGGCAUAUCAUCAAGUAUUUAAUAUCAGUAUCCCACGUGAUACCAGGUGGUAUAACCCUGUUGACUUGGAGUCUGCCCCUCACCGUCAGUCCCUACGUGCUGACCACCGCCAUAGCGCUAACAGCGGCAGGCAUGGAUCUGCCUUUCAAUAUCUGUUAUGAGCUAUCACCGAAUUACUUCAAUUCUAUAAUAACUGUGAUCAAAAUAAUAAGCAAUGUGCCCGGCAUUAUAAUACCGAUAUGUGUCGGGGAAGCUGUGAAGUUGGUGUACAAAAACGAGAUACGAGUAUGGAAGAGCAUCUGGUGUAUUCACGGCCUAGUGCUGCUGCUCAGCGGCCUGGUGUUCAUGGUGUUUGGCGACACAGACAUACAGCCUUGGAAUGAUAUACGACAAAGAAGUUUUAGGCCGAGGCAAAUGCUAACAAUACGACCUUCCACCAUGUCCGCCAUUACUGAAGCUGACGAAGACGAGUUAUCAUCGACUCAAAGUUCUAUCCGAGCUGUUGGCCGAUCUCAACGUCCAACAAUGUUUAAAGCUUUCAGGCUGUCGUCAAAUAACUAAGUGUGUAAUGAGAUAGACGCCGAAACUAUUUUCUAUAAUAUACAAUAUUUUAGUUUACUAUUAAA